This is a messenger RNA of Alternaria postmessia, 546 nucleotides long. RefSeq lists its product as uncharacterized. The record is from RefSeq and is a predicted model, not a curated record. Lineage: Eukaryota; Fungi; Ascomycota; Dothideomycetes; Pleosporales; Pleosporaceae. The transcript has 2 exons. Bases 1 to 546 code for a protein of 181 amino acids.
AUGUACUCGCUGCUGCUCCUCACAGUAGUUGUUACUGUCCUCCUUCAGCCGACGGCAGCAUCAAGCCCACUUGUGGACUUCAGCAUGUCUGACACUCCUAUCGACGGGUCCUACGGCGACAUUGACGACAUGCUGUGCGAGCUCUGCUGCCUGCCUUUCUUCCAAUGCAUUCACGCCAUACCACAAGUCCAGUAUGUCGCCGCAAGAACGUUCUACAAUGACCCCGGUCUCUUCAACAUGCCAUCGCUCGACCUCGAACAGACGCCAGCAGACCUGGCACCGGUAUACGAAUACGUCAACGCGGGUCAUGGGCAGCCCUUGAUCAACGACUACAUGCAAAUCAUGGACGGGAACGAGACGACGGUGCAGCCAGCUACCGUACAAGCUCAUGUGGAAGACAUCUAUACGCCCGGUGAUCGGUUAUCUGCACGACGCAGCCGCAACCGCAAGCCAGUACAAAAGCGGCAGGCGCCUCGACCCGGUGGGUUUCCUUGCAACACGGAAGGAUGCGACAGGGCGUUUGACCGUCAAUGUGACCUAAAGUAA